Molecule: messenger RNA, 1260 nt
Organism: Aspergillus chevalieri
Lineage: Eukaryota; Fungi; Ascomycota; Eurotiomycetes; Eurotiales; Aspergillaceae
Exons: 1
Coding region: 1-1260 (419 amino acids)
Source: RefSeq, a predicted model, not a curated record
AUGCCAAAAAUCCAUAAUAACGACGAUCUAAGCAUCUCCCUCGCCGCCCCAUUAGGCUGGACCUACGCCCCAGGCGACACCAUCAUCGGAAACAUAGUCCGCAAAACACACCUCGUCACCCCCGACGCCAGCCUAAAGCUCUCUCUCGUAGGCCACACAGCAACCAAAAUCGAAGAGCGUCACGGUAAUUCGAAUCGCGAGUACGGCGCACACUGGAACCUGUGGCCAGUGAUAAGCGACGAGUUCUUCCGCGGCCCGUUGCACAUUCCCGAGGGCGCUGGGACAGACGAGUAUCUGACGAGCUCGUUCGAAGUGACUAUCCCGACGAGACCCUCGAGUACACUGAUCAAACGGCAUUCUCAGGCACAAAGUUUCCUGUCGUUGGACGACGAUAGCGUGGCGCGGCAAACGAUACCCGGGAGUUUCGAAUGCGGUAGAUAUUCAAGUACUGCUACUGUCUCGCUAUCGUAUGGCGUGAUUAAGUACAAUCUCGAAGCCGUGCUGCGGUAUACCCGCGGCGGAGCACUCGCCUUUAGUAGGGCUACCUGCCCUGUAAGACUGCGACAUACACGCAGCGAGCCUCCGCUGCUUUUCUACGAAACUAAGCGCUGGCUCAGCCUAACACAAACGGUGCAGAGCCAACGACUCGAGCCAGGCAGGGAAGAUGCGCCCCUUUCCUUCCUCCAGAAGACGCAAAAGUUCUUCGGCUCGUCCAGCGUCCCCAAAUUCACGUAUAAACUGGAAAUCAGGACGCCCAAAACGGUGCAACUGGAUAACGCCCUCCCCAUACCUUUCACCAUGAAGGCCAUCCCACUGUUGGACCAGACAAGCGAGAGCAUACGAAGCCUCGCGAAGACCAUCCAAAUAUACAUUCACACUAUCAAACUAUCCAUCGACGCCAGAACCGACCUCCGCGCGCCAGGAACAUCCAACGUGAACAACGUGCACUACGACCAGCACAUCGAGCCCCACGCCGGAUUCUUCACCUGCAAUCCUCCAAUGGCGCUUCCAGUUGGACAAGAACGCGAGCCCGUCGAUAUAGGCAGGAAGUUUGAACUCUGGCUACGGAACGACGGUUUGCAAUGGGCAAGUCAGUCACGGACAUACCUGCGCCCGCGUGGCCACCCUGUAUACCCUGAUUUCAUGUCAUAUUUAAUUAAUCAUUGUCAUUGGGUUUCGUGGGAGAUUAUGCUUGGGGUUGUCGGGGAAAGGCAAAAGGUGACGGGGAGGGCAGAGCUGAGAGUUUUGGCAGCGGAUUGA